AUGUCCACUCUCGAACACUUCGAAUUCCUUUCUCUCUUUUCAACCACUGCCACCACUGCCAACUCGAGUAACACCACAACAACCACCUCUCCCUUUGGUGAUUACAACAUUGUGGUCAUUUCCCUCAAUUCUCCUUUCGUCCUUAUCUUUGGAAUUCUUUUUCUCUCAUCAGUCAUUUCCUAUCUCGUUCAACACAAUACCAUGAAGAGAAAUCAACACAUUUUGUUUUCCAUUUUGUUUGUGUUGGAAAGUUUGGUGUGUGUUAACAUGUUGACUAGAAUUGCGAGUGAAGUGGCCAUGUUGCAUCCAGUUCCUUCAGAAGGAAGAGUCGCCAGUGUGGUCAUUAAGAUUUUUGAUCGAUGUUUUGUGAAUAUGGCUAUUUAUGUUGAAGUUGUGUUGAUGGCUCAUAUUUGUUUUAUGUUUGCAGAGACAUGUCGAGCGAUUAACACAUUUAGUGACGUGACUUUUGGUAGAAUCAAAAAACUCAUCAUUUCAUUUCUCUUCAUUCUUGGAUUCUUAUUUGUUGCUUUUUGUGCAUUCACAAUAUUGAUGGGUGCUCUUUCGAUUGCUAAAUUACCAAUUGAUAAUGCUGCUUUGAAUUAUGCAACCCUUGCUCUCUUUUUAUGUGCUGCAGCAUUGUUUUUUGGUUCGACUGUGACAGUGUCCAUUCUCCUCAAUAUUGUCGGAAGAAAACUUUCUCAAUCAUUGCAAGACAGCAAACGCCGAAUUAAGAACAUGUUAAAAUCUGCCACUUCGACCACCGUCAACACCACUUCGACUACAACUCUUUCUAAAGACCACCACUCGAAGGAGAAUUUAGAACAAGAAAAAGUCAAGAGUGUGGAACAAAUUAGAAAUUACAAAUUCAAAAAAGUUGCUCUCAGAAAAGCAAUGGCCAUUCAAUAUGGACUCACUUUCAGUUUAUUCUUUCAAUUUAUUGGAUUUAUUUUCAUUCCAAUUUCAUUGAGUUGGAAUUAUUCAAUGAAUUUCUUCCACAUGUUGUACAAUAUUGGAAUUUUGGUAUUUAUUGUGUUGAUUUUAAGUAUUUAUCAUCCAAUGAGAGAAGUUCAGAAAUUGUUUAGAGCUGACUCAGAAAAGAAUUUACAACUAUUGACUGCAAACAAUGCCUCCAGUAAGCACUUGUCCACAACCAAUUCUGCAGACAGUAUGGGAUCGAAACAUUCCCUAUCCAUGUCACCAAGUAAUACUUGUGAGAUGUUGUCGAUUGAGAAUAACAAGACAUUGUGUGCCAAUUUUGUAGAACCAAUUACAUCUCCAAUGAGUGAUAUUUCAACUUCAGAUUUAUCUGGCACAAGUGUGUAA
Molecule: messenger RNA, 1323 nt
Organism: Naegleria fowleri
Lineage: Eukaryota; Heterolobosea; Eutetramitea; Acrasida; Naegleriidae
Exons: 3
Coding region: 1-1323 (440 amino acids)
Source: RefSeq, a predicted model, not a curated record